UUCGUCAAUCCGUCAAAUCAACAACAUGAACACAUUCAAAGUGUGUAUGGUCAUCGCUUUAGCUGCUUUAGCCACAGCAGAACCUCCAUCUGGCUACUCAUAUAGCAGACCAAGCGGUGGUGGCGGUGGUGGAUACUCCUCAGGAGGAUACUCCUCAGGAGGUUCCCUCGGUGGUGGAUAUUCAGGAGGAGGUGGUGGUGGCGGAUACACAGCUGUCUCCACAGGAUACCAGACCUCUGAGGGUGCCAGUGUAGAUCCACAAUUAUUAGAACAAGUACGCCAAAUUUUACUUAAAGAAGAACAAUCAUCAGGUUCAAUUGGUGGUGGCGGUGGUGGUUAUCCAUCAGCACCAAGCUCAUCAUACGGUGCACCAUCAUCUAGCUACGGCGUACCUUCAUCCAGUUACGGUGUCCCAUCAUAUUCAUCUGGUCGUGUUGUUGGUAUUGAUCUUGAAGGAAUCCGCCAAGCAAUUCAAGUAGCUCAAUACAAUCAAAUCUCUCACGGACAAGUAGGUGGUGGCGGUGGAUACCCAAGUGGACCAUCAAGCUCAUACGGUGCACCAAGUAUACCAUCCGGCUCAUACGGAGCACCUUUUUAGACUGAAGAAUAAAUGUGAUACCUUAUCUUUUCAAUGGGUAUCAUAUGAAAUCAACAUCUUUAAAAACACGGGUCAUUGAUUCUCAAUUUACAACAUGAAAUCAACUUUGUUCUCUCAUUUGUGUAUAUUAUUUCAUACAUUUAUUAUUAUUAUUUUUGUAUAAAGCUUA
This is a messenger RNA of Chrysoperla carnea, 767 nucleotides long. Its product is annotated as pro-resilin. The record is from RefSeq and is a predicted model, not a curated record. The transcript is spliced from 2 exons. Lineage: Eukaryota; Metazoa; Arthropoda; Insecta; Neuroptera; Chrysopidae. Bases 26 to 598 code for a protein of 190 amino acids.